This is a messenger RNA of Suncus etruscus (white-toothed pygmy shrew), 2633 nucleotides long. It is a transcript of the gene ACSS3, whose product is annotated as acyl-CoA synthetase short chain family member 3. The transcript has 16 exons. The record is from RefSeq and is a predicted model, not a curated record. Bases 33 to 2108 code for a protein of 691 amino acids. Lineage: Eukaryota; Metazoa; Chordata; Mammalia; Eulipotyphla; Soricidae.
CCCCUACAUCUAGGGUGACUGGCGCUGGGAGAAUGAAGCCUUCGUGGCUGCAGUGCCGGAAAGUCACGGGCGCGGGCGCGCUUGGGGGACCCUUGCCCGUGUCCAGUCCGGCGGCCCAGGCUCGCGGAGCCAGCGCGGCCAGGCGCGCUUUCGUGGCUCCGGUUCCGCGGGGCGCUCUCGGGGCCCAAGGGUGUCGCGCUCUGUCAAUGGGAGGCGGCGGCGGCGAGUACAAGACCCACUUUGCAGCUGCAGUGGCAGACCCCGAGAGAUUCUGGGGACAAGCUGCUCAGCAGAUCAGCUGGUACAAGCCCUGGACCAAAACCCUGGAGAAUACUCAGGCGCCUUCCUCCAGUUGGUUUGUUGAAGGAAUGCUUAAUAUCUGUUACAAUGCCAUUGAUCGUCACAUUGAAAAUGGGAAUGGAGAUAAGAUUGCCAUCAUUUAUGACAGUCCUGUUACAAAUACUAAAGCAACGAUUACUUACAAAGAAGUUCUGGAACAGGUGUCUAAGCUUGCUGGUGUUUUGGUUAAGCACGGUGUCAAGAAAGGUGACACUGUAGUCAUCUACAUGCCAAUGAUUCCACAGGCAAUGUACACCAUGCUGGCAUGUGCGAGAAUAGGAGCCAUUCACAGCCUCAUAUUCGGGGGCUUUGCAUCCAGAGAACUAAGUACCCGCAUUGACCAUGCAAAGCCUAAGAUGGUUGUGACAGCGUCGUUUGGCAUUGAACCUGGAAGAAAGGUUGAAUACCUGCCCCUUCUAGAAGAAGCACUGCGCAUUGGACAACAUAAACCUGACAAAGUCCUUAUUUAUAACCGUCCAAAUAUGGAAUCAGUUCCCCUGGUAUCAGGCCGGGACCUUGAUUGGGAUGAGGAAAUGGUAAAAGCACAGUCACAUGACUGUGUUCCUGUCCUUUCAGAGCAUCCUCUGUACAUACUUUACACAUCUGGAACAACUGGACUACCCAAGGGCGUGAUAAGACCCACAGGGGGGUAUGCUGUGAUGUUAAACUGGACAAUGUCAUCUAUAUAUGGACUCAAGCCUGGAGAGGUGUGGUGGGCAGCUUCUGACUUAGGCUGGGUAGUUGGUCAUUCUUAUAUCUGCUAUGGACCUCUUCUACAUGGGAACACAACUGUUUUAUAUGAGGGCAAGCCUGUGGGAACCCCGGAUGCAGGAGCGUAUUUCCGUGUGCUUGCUGAGCAUGGUGUGGCCGCGUUGUUUACUGCACCAACUGCCAUAAGAGCCAUUCGUCAGCAUGAUCCAGGGGCUUCCUUAGGGAAGAAGUACCCUCUGACCAGGUUCAAAACUUUAUUUGUGGCUGGAGAACGCUGUGAUGUGGAAACCCUGGAAUGGUCUAAAAAGGUCUUCAAAGUACCAGUGCUUGACCACUGGUGGCAAACUGAGACAGGAUCUCCAAUUACAGCAUCAUGCAUUGGACUAGGUAAUUCUAGAACUCCUCCUCCAGGACAAGCAGGAAAGAGUGUUCCUGGCUACAAUGUUAUGAUUUUGGAUGACAAUAUGCAAAAACUGAAGGCUCGGUGCUUAGGAAACAUUGUGGUAAAGUUACCAUUACCACCUGGAGCUUUUUCAGGACUCUGGAAGAAUCAGGAAGCUUUCAAGCAUUUAUACUUUGAAAAAUUUCCUGGAUAUUAUGACACAAUGGAUGCUGGCUACAUGGAUGAAGAAGGCUAUUUGUAUGUUAUGUCUCGAGUUGAUGAUGUAAUAAAUGUAGCAGGUCAUAGAAUUUCUGCUGGUGCCAUUGAAGAGUCAGUCCUCUCCCAUGGCUCUGUGGUGGAUUGUGCUGUUGUGGGCAAGGAGGAUCCACUGAAAGGUCAUGUCCCAUUAGCACUCUGUGUGCUGAGAAAAGAUAUAAACACAACAGAAAAACAAAUUGUGGAAGAAAUCGUGAAACACGUCAGACAGAGCAUUGGUCCAGUGGCUGCCUUUCGAAAUGCAGUGUUUGUCAAGCAAUUACCUAAAACCAGAUCCGGCAAAAUCCCCCGGUCCACGCUAUCUGCCCUGGUCAAUGGCAAACCCUACAAGGUAACACCUACAAUUGAAGACCCUAGUGUUUUUGGGCAUAUCGAAGAAGUGCUGAAGAAGACAUCAUGAGAUUUUUUUCUCUUUACAUUUUUUGAUUCAAUUUUAUAAUAGUAUUUUAAUUAAAACUUGUUUAGGACAAUUUGUAAAUCAAAAUUCUAUUUGCAAACUAAAUGUGAAUUGUAAAGGUCUAGGGGCCAGAGUGAUAGUACAGUGGGUAGGGAGGGCAUUUGCCUAGCAUGCAGCUGAUCUGGAUUUGAUUCCUGAUAUCCCAAUUGGUUUCCUCAGCCUGCCAAGAGUGAUUUCUGAGCUCAGAGCCAGGAUUAACCCCUGGUCACUGCUGGGUGUAGUCCCAAAUCACAAAAAAAUUUAAUUAAAAAUAAUAAAUGUUUAGGACACCAGUGAAGGCCCUAUCUUCUCUGUUAAAUAUAUUAAUGGCCUGUAACAUGCCAUUUAGGAAAAGAUUCUUAAAUGUUUCUUUAAGAAAAAGAUAUGUGGUGUCAAUUUUGAAGAAGUUGAAACCCCUCAGGACAGAACAUAUAAAGCAAAUGAUUGAGCACAUGCCUGGCCUGAUCCCUUCUCUCACAAAGACCCAUA